AUGCCACGUGCUCCAAGAACUUACUCCAAGACCUACACUGUCCCAAAGAGACCAUACGAGUCUGCUCGUUUGGACGCUGAGUUGAAGCUUGCCGGUGAGUACGGUUUGAAGAACAAGCGUGAAAUCUACAGAAUCAACUUCCAAUUGUCCAAGAUUAGACGUGCUGCUCGUGACUUGUUGACCCGUGACGAGAAGGACCCAAAGAGAUUGUUCGAAGGUAACGCUUUGAUCAGAAGAUUGGUCCGUGCCGGUAUCUUGUCCGAGGACAAGAAGAAGUUGGAUUACGUCUUGGCCUUGAAGCCAGAAGAUUUCUUGGAGAGACGUUUGCAAACCCAAGUCUACAAGUUGGGUUUGGCCAGAUCCAUCCACCACGCUCGUGUCUUGAUCUCUCAAAGACACAUUGCUGUUGGUAAGCAAGUUGUCAACAUCCCAUCCUUCGUUGUCAGAUUGGACUCCCAAAAGCACAUUGACUUCGCUAAGACCUCUCCAUACGGUGGUGGUCGUGCCGGUCGUGUUGCCAGAAAGAACUCUGGUAAGGAGGAAGGUGCUGAGGAAGACGAGGAACACGGUUAUAGACGUCGUACUCGCUACAAAUUCGCCCGUGGCUUCAGGAAGCACGGUGCUCCUGGGCUGAAGACGUACCUCCACACGUACAAGAAAGGUGACAUUGUGGACAUCAAGGUGAAUGGAGCGAUCCAGAAGGGACUUCCACACUACUUCUACCACGGCAGAACGGGCGUGGUGUUUGACGUGACCAGGUCCAGCGUUGGUGUGCUGCUCUACAAGAUCAUUGGCAACAGAUAUGUUGAGAAGCGGAUCCAUGUUGGUGUGGAGCAUGUCAAGCACUCCGAUUCCCGGCUGGAGUUCUUGCAGAGGGUCAAGGCCAAUGCUGAGAAGCGUAAGGAGGCCAAGGAGAAGGGCGAAGGCGUGUUGUUGAAACGUCAGCCAGCAGCUCCCAGGGAGGCCCACGUCGUCUCCACUGCCAACACCACCGUUGUCACGCUGAGACCACAGGCUUACGAGACGUUUAUCUGA
Williopsis jadinii is the source of this 1035-nucleotide messenger RNA. RefSeq names its product 60S ribosomal eL21 domain-containing protein (gene RPS9B). The record is from RefSeq and is a predicted model, not a curated record. Gene Ontology annotation, biological process: translation. The coding region runs from base 1 to 1035 and encodes 344 amino acids. The transcript is spliced from 3 exons. Gene Ontology annotation, molecular function: structural constituent of ribosome; rRNA binding. Gene Ontology annotation, cellular component: ribosome; small ribosomal subunit; cytosolic large ribosomal subunit. Lineage: Eukaryota; Fungi; Ascomycota; Saccharomycetes; Phaffomycetales; Wickerhamomycetaceae.